UCUGCAUAGUGGAACUGCAGUCCAAUCCCUCCCCUUCCCUUCCUUUGUUAAAAUCCAACACCAACACACCUCUCCUUCUCUUUCUCUCGCUCUCUCUGCCAAACCCAAGAAGCCAUGGAGAUCCCGGAAAAGCUUCUCGAGUACAAGUUCCACAUCAUCUUCGCUCUCACUCUCUCUCUCACCACCGUCUUCAUCGUCCCCGUAGCACCCAGUUUCGUCACCAUCUUGGCUUACUUCUGGCCCCUCUUUCUCUCAACCGCACUCUUCCUCUUCGCGGUGAUCUUCUUCGGCCGGACUUCCGUGAAGGGCACCGACGUCCACGGCGACGACAAGGCCGUAGAGGGACUCCUCGAUUACGUUGCUGGGCAACUUGAACAUCCGGUAGAGAGCUUCAAGUCCGAGUAGCAGCACGAAACAACAAAACCCAUGUGUAAUUUCGAAACUCCUCCCAACCCCCUUCCCUUUUUUUGUUUUUGUUUUCGUUUUUGUCUCUGGUGAACUGUAAAUUCUUUCCGGGGAAGAAUAAUUUUGUUCAUGA
Molecule: messenger RNA, 538 nt
Organism: Juglans microcarpa x Juglans regia
Lineage: Eukaryota; Viridiplantae; Streptophyta; Magnoliopsida; Fagales; Juglandaceae
Exons: 1
Coding region: 115-405 (96 amino acids)
Source: RefSeq, a predicted model, not a curated record